AUGUAUGUUUGGCCACCAUUCUUCCGUUUACAAUGCCAGAAAGUCUGGACUCCACAAUACGUACCACUUUCUUCUUUCUCCUACUACUGCUACCUCGGACUCCAAUACGAUACGAUAACCAUCAAACAACAAAAAUCAUGUCCAAACACACUGGAUUCGGUGGUGAUGAACUGGCCAAAAAGCGGUGCUGCAGGAUUGAUCAUCAAGGCAGUACCAUUGGCACUCCACGAUAAUGGUGCAUGGGAGAUUCUUCGACAAUUCCUCACGACAUCUAUGUCAUUAUCUGAGAUGGACGAUGCGCUUGUGUCCUACCUCGGCGACCAAUACUCACCAGAUGACUGGGAGGAACCUCGACAUCUCUUGUUCUCUGACAACGCAAAUGAUGCAGAAUCCUUGAGGAACUUGAUGAUAUUGUGGAGAAGGUACAUACCAGAUCCAGCAGAAAAGUCUUCCGUGCCCAUGCCUGCAUCGAGGACAGACGGCGGCUUGUCCAGAUCACGCAUUCAAAAAUCGCAUAGGUUAUCUCAAGCCGCACGAAGGUUUAUUGCCGAUGAGGCUGAUGAGGCUGACAAGGAAGAGGGUGGGGAUGAGGAAGAGGAGGAUAGUGAUGGACGGUCUGCACAGUUGCCAAAGGUUAUGCACUUGCCAGGACCGUCGGCAAAAGAGAGGUUGGCUGCAACCUUCAACGACAUGGCUUCUAGGUUCGAAGGGAAUCCCCCCACCUCACCUGAAGAUCGCCCAGAUCCCACCCACAGAGCUCCUCAAAGUAGGAUGUAUCUGAUGCAUGUUCAAAGAGCUACCACAGAACAUAUUGCUGAACACCUUCAUAGGAAGGGGUUUCCCAUUACCGUUUCAGCUUGGCUCGCUGGCCAGCUUUACAUGGUGGCUAACAGCCCAAAAAUGGUUGCACAAUCCCUGCCGGGAUCGCUUUAUCUUGCUGUGAAAGAGUACACUCGCAUCACAGAGGAAGAGCGUGAAGCAGUCAAACGUACACAGUCCGAGCUUCCUAACCCAGUGUGGCUGAGGAUUAAGAGCAGGGAGUACAAGGGCGACAUGGCCCAAGUCUUCGAGCAAUUACCAAAUGGUGUUGUUGCGGUUCUUAUUGUUGCGCGCUGUCUUCUUAGAUAG
This is a messenger RNA of Suillus plorans, 1128 nucleotides long. RefSeq lists its product as uncharacterized. NCBI's taxonomy places the organism in Eukaryota, Fungi, Basidiomycota, Agaricomycetes, Boletales, Suillaceae. The coding region runs from base 1 to 1128 and encodes 375 amino acids. The transcript is spliced from 8 exons. The record is from RefSeq and is a predicted model, not a curated record.